CGCAGGACUGCUCCCGGCCGGGAUCGCUAUGGCAGCGGCGUCGUCGUGGGCCGGGACCCCGCGAUCCCGUCCGGGCCUGGCUGCCUCAACAGCCGCCCCCACUGCACACUUUAGGGCAUGAACCGAGCCUCCUGCUGCCUCCCGCUGCCCUACCCGCCGCUGCCGCCGCAUCCCGUCUCUGGGCCAGCGCUGGGAACAUGCCCCUGGACGCCUACUGCUACCUGCGGGUCGUGGGCAAGGGUAGCUACGGAGAGGUGACGCUUGUGAAGCACCGGCGGGACGGCAAGCAGUACGUCAUCAAAAAACUGAACCUCCGAAAUGCCUCUAGCCGAGAGCGGCGAGCUGCUGAACAGGAAGCCCAGCUCUUGUCUCAGUUGAAGCAUCCCAACAUUGUCACCUACAAGGAGUCAUGGGAAGGAGGAGAUGGUCUGCUCUGCAUUGUCAUGGGCUUCUGUGAAGGAGGUGAUCUGUACCGAAAGCUUAAGGAGCAGAAAGGGCAGCUUCUGCCUGAGAAUCAGGUGGUAGAGUGGUUUGUACAGAUCGCCAUGGCUUUGCAGUAUUUACAUGAAAAACACAUCCUUCAUCGAGAUCUGAAAACUCAAAAUGUCUUCCUAACAAGAACAAACAUCAUCAAAGUGGGGGACCUAGGAAUUGCCCGAGUGUUAGAGAACCACUGUGACAUGGCUAGCACACUCAUUGGCACACCCUACUACAUGAGCCCUGAAUUGUUCUCAAACAAACCCUACAACUAUAAGUCUGAUGUUUGGGCUCUAGGAUGCUGUGUCUAUGAAAUGGCUACCCUGAAGCAUGCUUUCAAUGCAAAAGAUAUGAAUUCUUUAGUUUAUCGGAUUAUUGAAGGAAAGCUGCCACCAAUGCCAAGGGAUUACAGCCCAGAGUUGGCAGAACUGAUAAGAACAAUGCUGAGCAAAAGGCCUGAAGAAAGGCCGUCUGUCAGGAGCAUCCUGAGGCAGCCUUAUAUAAAGCGGCAAAUCUCCUUCUUUUUGGAGGCCACAAAGAUAAAAACCUCCAAAAGUAACAUUAAAAAUGGUGACUCUAAAUCCAAGCCUUUUGCUACAGUGGUUUCCGGAAAGGCAGAAUCAAAUCAUGAAGUAAUCCACCCCCAACCACACUCUUCUGAGGGCUCCCAGACAUAUAUAAUGGAUGAAGGCAAAUGUUUGUCCCAGGAGAAACCCAGGGCCUCUGGUCCCUUGAAGUCACCUGCCAGUCUGAAAGCCCAUACCUGCAAACAGGACUUUAGCAAUACCACAGAAUUAGCCACAAUCAGUAAGGUAAAUAUUGACAUCUUACCUGCAAAAGGGAGGGAUUCAGUGAGUGAUGACUUCGUUCAGGAUAAUCAGCCAAGACACUUGGAUGCCUCUAAUGAGUUAGGAGGUAUAUGCAGUAUUUCUCAAGUGAAAGAGGAGAUGCUUCAGGACAACAGUAAAUCCAGUGCCCAGCCUGAAAACCUGAUUCCCAUGUGGUCCUCUGACAUUGUCACUGGGGAAAAUGAACCAGUGAAGCCUCUGCAGCCCCUAAUCAAAGAACAAAAGCCAAAGGACCAGGAUCAAGUUGCUGGUGAAUGUACUAUAGAAAAACAGGGCAGAAUCCACCCAGAUUUACAGCCACACAACUCUGGGUCUGAACCUUCUCUGUCUCGACAGCGACGGCAGAAGAAGAGAGAACAGACUGAGCACAGAGGGGAAAAGAGACAGGUUGGCAGAGAUCUCUUUGCUUUCCAAGAGUCGCCUCCUCGAUUUUUGCCUUCUCAUCCCAUUGUUGGGAAAGUGGAUAUCACAUCAAUACAAAAAGAGGCUGAAAACCAAUGUAGAGUGGUCACUGGGUCUGUGAGCAGUUCAAGGAGCAGUGAGAUGUCAUCAUCAAAGGAUCGACCAUUAUCAGCCAGAGAGAGGAGGCGACUAAAGCAGUCACAGGAAGAAAUGUCCUCUUCAGGCCCUUCAGUGAGGAAAGCUUCUCUGAGUGUAGCAGGGCAAGGAAAACCCCAGGAGGAAGAUCAGCCCAUGCCCGCCCGACGGCUCUCCUCUGACUGCAGUGUCACUCAGGAAAGGAAACUGAUUCAUUGUCUGUCUGAGGAUGAGUUAAGUUCUUCAACAAGUUCAACUGAUAAGUCAGAUGGGGAUUGCAGGGAAGGGAAAGGUCAGACAAAUGAAAUUAAUGCCUUGGUACAAUUGAUGACUCAGACUCUGAAGCUGGAUUCUAAAGAGAGCUGUGAAGAUGUCCUGGUAGCAAACCCAGUGUCAGAAUUCAAACUUCAUCGGAAAUAUCGGGACACACUGAUACUUCAUGGGAAGGUUGCAGAAGAGGCAGAGGAAAUCCAUUUUAAAGAGCUACCUUCAGCUAUCAUGCCAGGUUCUGAAAAGAUCAGGAGACUAGUUGAAGUCUUGAGAGCUGAUGUAAUUCAUGGCCUGGGAGUUCAGCUUUUAGAGCAGGUGUAUGAUCUUUUGGAGGAGGAGGAUGAAUUUGAGAGAGAGGUACAUUUGCGGGAGCACAUGGGUGAAAAGUAUACAACUUACAGCGUGAAAGCUCGCCAGUUGAAAUUUUUUGAAGAAAACAUGAAUUUUUGAGUGUUUGUCCUAAUCUGCUGCCGGAAUUAAAGACCUAUUUUUAGAGAGUUUUGGCUUAAAAAACAAGGGCAAACAGUCAUUUGGAAGCCAUUCACCACUGUUUUAUAUCUCUUUUUUAUAUCUCCUUGGAGUUUUCCUACAGAAAAGAAAUUGGACAGCAGAAUAAUAUGAAGCAGGAUCAC
Molecule: messenger RNA, 2764 nt
Organism: Piliocolobus tephrosceles (Ugandan red Colobus)
Lineage: Eukaryota; Metazoa; Chordata; Mammalia; Primates; Cercopithecidae
Gene: NEK4
Product: NIMA related kinase 4
Exons: 15
Coding region: 198-2582 (794 amino acids)
Biological process (GO): protein phosphorylation
Molecular function (GO): ATP binding; protein kinase activity
Source: RefSeq, a predicted model, not a curated record